UUUCUUUCUUAUUCUAGAGAAUGUCUUCUACAGAGAAUUUUCGUUACCGUGUCUCAGCUGAUAUUGAUUUAAAUAAUGAUCAGUUAGGUACAUUAAAGGCUAUUGUGGAAACCUUUAUUGCCCCACUUAGCAAAGAGCAAGAAGAUGCACUUGUGAUUAAAUUACAAGCUACACAUACAGAAGAACAAGUCCGUCAAUUUUGUCAAUUAUCCGCCUCCAGCUUGGAGUCAAUCCAAACCACGCGGGGUUUUAUUAACCGCACUGUUUUACCUGAAAAGCGCAAAGAACUUUUGAUGAUCUUGUCUGUUUUAUCUACUCGUGCAGGCACAUUUGCCCUGACAGGUCAUUUCGACGAAUUUAAGAAUUUAUCAAUUGCCGAUCGUGAAAAGGUUAUUUUAAAUUGGAAAAAUUCGUUUUUACCCCAGUUAAGAUUGCUCUACAAGACUUUUCAUUCGUUGGCCUGUCAUCCUAUUUAUGCUGCCCAUUCGACACAAUUGAGCGCCGCUAUGCAUUUCAACCCAAAAUUAGAUGCUCAGUAUGAAAAUAUACCGGAACGUUUGCCUAUGCUCUCACCCAAUGAAAUUGGAGAAGAUGCUACUUUUGAUGUAGUCAUCAUCGGUAGCGGUGCUGGAGGAGGUGUUGUUGCAAGUAAGGUAGCUCAAGCAGGUAAAUCGGUGUUGGUGAUCGAAAAAGGUGAUUAUCAUCAUGAAGACGAGUUCCUUAUGGAUGAAUCUAAAGCCUUGACAAAUCUAUAUGAACACGGUGGCAUUGCACCAAGUUAUGAAGGUUCUGUUUCUAUUUUUGCUGGUAGUGUAUUUGGUGGUGGUACCACAAUCAAUUGGUGUGCAUCUCUUAAACUUCAGCACUUUGUUCGCGAGGAAUGGGCCAAAGAAGGCUUGUCCCACUUUGUGUCUCCCAAAUUUUCUCAAGACCUUGAUCGUGUCUUUGAACGUAUUGGUGCUUCCACAGAAGGUAUUGUUCAUAACAACUCAAAUCAAGUCUUAAUUGAUGGUUGCAAGGUUCUUGGUUAUCCCGUAGCAGAUAUUCCUCAAAACGUUGGAAAUAAUGCUCAUGAUUGUGGCUUUUGCUUUGCCGGUUGUAAAGCCGGUCUCAAGAACGGAUCGAUGAAUACUUGGCUUCGUGAUGCCUACGAACAUAAUGCGAAAUUUAUGGACAAGACCAAAGUAAACCGUGUACUCAUCAAGGGAGGUAAAGUGACAGGUGUUGAGUGUAUUGCCAAUGACAAGAAGUUUAACAUCAAGGCCAGUCAGGUGGUUGUUGCUGCUGGAUCAUUGCAAUCCCCUGGAGUUCUUUUAAGAAGUGGUUUAAAGAACAAGAAUAUCGGUCGUCAUUUAAAAAUCCAUCCUUGUACGAUUACGUUUGGUUACUUUGAUCGUCCUAUUCGUACAUUUGAAGGGUCUAUCAUGACCGCCGUGAGUACUGUCUCUGAAAGUAUCAAGAAUGAUGGUUAUGGUGCUAAGUUGGAAGUGCCUUGUCUCCCCCCUGGUAGUUAUUGCUCUGUUAUUCCUUGGCGUGGAGCUGCGCAUCAUAAAGACUUGAUGAUGCGUUAUGAUCGUUGUUCACCUAUCUUGGUUUUGAGUCGUGAUAAGGACUCCACUGGUGUUGUUCGUUAUGAUGAAAAUGAUAAUUGUGUGGUAGAUUAUGCUCUUUCAAACCGUGAUCGUGAAUCCUUGAUGGAUGGUAUUGAACGUUCUCUUAAUAUCUUGGCUGCUGCUGGUGCACGUGAAAUUCAUACAGGCCAAUUUGGUGUUGAACCUUUCAAUUUUAAGGAGGAUGAGCCAUCUAGAGCAGAUAACCCCAGAUUUAUCCAAUGGAAAGCAAGCGUGAUCAAGUACGGAUUCCCACACGAAGGAGCUGGUGUGUUUUGUGCACAUCAAAUGGGAAGUAAUCGUAUGGGUAUUUCACCCAAGGUCUCUGUGACUAAGCCUACCGGUGAGACUUGGGAAGUAAAAGAUUUAUUUGUUGCUGAUGCAUCCGUAUUUCCAACAGCUUCUGGAGUGAAUCCAAUGGUGACCGUGGAAGCCAUUGCUUUACAUGUUGCAGAUUCUAUUUUAAAGAAUGAAGCAAAGCUUUAAAAUGUUUUUUAUUACGAAUAAAAUAAAAAUAAAUAAUAAAAAAAAAAAAAAUAAAAGAAGGGGAAAUAAUGAUAUGUACUUUGACAGGUCCUUUCACUUUUUUUUUUCUUUUAAUAUCUUGUCUUUUUAG
Mucor mucedo is the source of this 2226-nucleotide messenger RNA. RefSeq lists its product as uncharacterized. NCBI's taxonomy places the organism in Eukaryota, Fungi, Mucoromycota, Mucoromycetes, Mucorales, Mucoraceae. Gene Ontology annotation, molecular function: long-chain-alcohol oxidase activity; flavin adenine dinucleotide binding. Bases 21 to 2096 code for a protein of 691 amino acids. The transcript is spliced from 4 exons. The record is from RefSeq and is a predicted model, not a curated record.